AUGUUGUCCCGAACUGUUGCGACUCAGUCGUCGAGGAUCGUGUCCCGGUCGAUUCUUUCAUCCGCGGCCGUGCUGGCGACUCGACCCCUUUCGACCUCGGUCGCUCCGAUGAGCCAGGCCACUUGGCUCAACGACCCUUCGACCAAAUACUUGCAAGUGUUUUCCACUCGGCACGUUUCGGACAGCGCCCUGUGAUUGUAUCGUGCACGGCGCUCUUCCGCAUCCCCGGCUGAAAUCCCCGGCGGCCACACCAACGUGUUCCUUCCGCUCAAAAAAAAAAAGACUCGACCCAGAGCUGACCCCACUUCGCCACGUGCCACCCCCCCCCCCCCCCCCCCCCCCGCCAAAACAGGCCCUUCAAAUCCGUCGACUUGCCGAACCGAACAUGGCCCAGCAAGCGCAUCACCAAGGCACCGCGAUGGGCCUCGUCCGAUCUCCGUGAUGGGAACCAGGUCAGUGUGUCCGCUUCGGGCAGGCAGCAAGCGUACGACUCAAAACACCGUCGAGUUCCACCCACUGAUCCGACCUUUCCCCCGUCCCCUAAACAGGCCCUGGUCAACCCGAUGACGAUCGACCAAAAGAACCGCUUCUUCAAGCUCUUGCUCGAGUGCGGUUUCAAGGAGAUCGAGGCAGGCUUCCCUUCCGCGUCCGAGACCGAGUUCCAGUUCAUCCGAGGCUUGAUCGAGAAGGAUGAAUUGCCCGAUGAUGUUUGGCUCCAGGUACGUCUCUUUAUCAAUCGCUCACCGUACUUUGUCCCAGCCCUGGCCUCGUCUUUUGUCCACUCUCUGACGUGCUGGGCCCUACGCCUUCGUCUUCUCCCACUUGCGCCCGAUACCUCCGCGCCUCUCCGCGCCUCUCCGCGCCUCCUCCCUCCCCAGGUGCUCACACCAGCUCGUGAAGAGCUGAUCCGGCGCACGGUCGAAUCCCUGCGCGACGCCAAAAAGGCGAUUCUGCACAUGUACAACGCCGCCGCGCCCAUGUUCCGCGACCAAGUCUUCCAAAACACCAAAGAGCAGACCGUCGUGCUCGCGGUCAAGCACGUCAAGCUCGUACGCCAACUCGUCGACGAGGCCAUUGCCCGUGGUGAUCGUACCGAAUGGCAAUUCGAGUACUCGCCCGAAGCCUUCUCGCAGACCGAACCUGAAUUCGCGGUCGAGCUGUGCAACGCCGUUCAAGACGCUUGGUUCGCCGGCAAGGACAAGAAGUCCGAAUUGCCCAUCAUCUUCAACUUGCCCGCGACGGUCGAGGUCGCGACGCCGAACCAUUACGCCGAUCAGAUCGAGUACUUUUGCACCCACGUCAAGGACCGCGACUGCUGCAUCAUCUCGCUCCAUACUCACAACGAUCGUGGAACGGGUGUCGCCGCAUCUGAACUCGGUUUGAUGGCCGGUGCGGAUCGGGUCGAGGGUUGCUUAUUCGGGAAUGGUGAACGUACCGGUAACGUUGAUCUCGUCACGAUGGCGAUGAACCUCUACACCCAAGGGAUCAACCCCGAACUCAACUUUUCCGACCUCGAACGCGUGAUCGACACCGUUACCAAAUGCAACGACAUCCCCGUUCACCCUCGUGCUCCUUGGGCAGGUGAGCUCGUCUUUACCGCCUUCUCCGGAUCGCACCAAGACGCCAUCAAGAAGGGGUUCGGAAUCCGCAAGAAGGAACAAGGCGCCAAACCCUGGGCGAUCCCUUACCUGCCCGUCGACCCCGCCGACAUCGGCAUGACGUACGAAGCCGUCAUCCGCGUCAACUCUCAAUCCGGUAAAGGUGGUGUCGCUUACCUCGUCCAACGAAGUCUCCAACUCGACCUCCCCAAACGCAUGCAACCCGCUUUCUACCAAGUCAUCCAAGCCCUUUCCGAACGAACGUCCAAGGAGAUCACACCCGAGGAUAUUGAGAAAUCGUUCCGUUCCGCUUACUACCUCGGACCGGAAUACAACGGUCGAUUCACCCUCGUGGAUUACAAUUUCGCGGGAGAGAAGGACAAGAAGACGUUCGAAGGAGUGCUCAAUUACGAUGGCAAGGAUCAAACCGUUCGAGGAUCGGGGAACGGUCCGGUGUCGAGCUUGAUGGAUGCGCUCAACUCUUCGACGGACCUCAAGCUGAACCUCAAGGAAUACUCGGAACAUGCCAUCGGUAUAGGUCAAGAUACCAAGGCUGCUGCCUACGUUGAGUUGAUCGAUGGAAGGGGCAGGGCCUGCUGGGGUGUCGGGAUCGACGUCGAUGUCACGGCUGCGUCCCUCAAGGCCGUCUUGUCUGCCGCUAGUAACGCCAGUGUUUCGGCCGAGGAGAGGAUCAAGGAGAUCGAGAACAUCGUCGUUGGGGAACGGUAUGGUGGGAUUUGA
Messenger RNA from Microbotryum saponariae, 2339 nucleotides. The record is from the annotation of a GenBank genome assembly. Lineage: Eukaryota; Fungi; Basidiomycota; Microbotryomycetes; Microbotryales; Microbotryaceae.